AAACACACGUAUAUGUAUAGGUAUAUCGUUAUUGCCCGACCAGACCACACACGACACUCGCGGUACACCACACACACGCAUGCUCCACUACGCUGACAUUAUUUUCUGACACUACAUUUCCACCGAUUUGUCGCGUAUAUAUAAUAUACAAAAUGGUAAUAAUAACGUAUCUCUUCGCCGACGCCACAGUCUGUUCAAACUCCGCAGUAGUCGGGUAUCUGCAGUCGCGUCUAGCUCCCACGUGUAUUUUGUACGUCAUAAUAAUAAUAAUAAUAAUAAUAAUAAUAAUACCCGGCAGUGUGUAUACAUUAUCAUAGUAUGUUUUAAGUGCGAUGGGACUUUGCGCGAUACGAUUGUGUGUUACAAUGUGUAUGGAAAUCGUGUGAAAUUAAAUAUUUGAUACGGAUUAACCGUCGUCGCAUGAUACUCGCUUGCUCAUCUACUAUUACCAAUAAUUGGGGUUGAUGAGCGCAUAAAUGUUUUACCUUCCUAUAUCAUAAUUGUAUACGUUCAUAUUACACACAAUCCGCAUAAUAACAGACGCCUCGAGAUCAACGGUCUUCCGCGAUCCCGUCGUACGGAACGACGCCGAAAUCGUAUAAUAAUAAUUACUUGUGGCAAAAUCGUAUACAUUUAUACCGCCGAGCACCAUUAUUUAAGUGUUUUUUGUCACGAUCGUAAAUGAAAUUUGUAUUAUAUUAUAAUGUAUAAUAUUGUAUAAUUUUCAUGUAACAUAGGUACACACGCGCCGCACGCGUUUAUAAUAACUUUGGCCGAACGUUGUCGUGUCCAACAAGGUCGUUGUUAUUGAAGAUCAAGGUCCCUCGACGUUAAAAUUAUAUUAUAAUAUACUUUAUUACAACUUUUUUUAUUAUUUCUUUGUUGUUUUUUUUUACUCGUUGUAAAUUGUAAUAAAGGGGUUGUCCGUGAACUUCACAAAUAUUUGCAUUUCCCCGUAUUUUAUGUUUUAACAUAAAAGCAAUAUCCAGACAAGUUGUCCAACCGCCGCCUGCCAUGACAUCGACGCUGUACAAUAAGAUUGGACUUAUACCCAAGCAGAAACCGAUUAGAGUAAUGAUAAUGGGACAACCCGGAGUAGGGAAAACUGCGCUAUUGGUGAGGUUUGUGACGAAAAAGUUCAUCGGUGAUUACGACCCGAACCUAGAGAAAAUGUACACGUACCAAGUGUCAAUGGAAUCGGAAAUGGUGAACUUCGAGAUAUUGGAUACCGCCGGAUACGUACAAGAUAAAUCUUGCAACUUGGAAAUGAACAUGCGCUGGGCCGACGUGUUCAUAUUGGUAUACUCCAUUACGGACAAAUGUUCGUUUGACGAUUGCAGUAGGCUCAAGUUUUUGAUUAACUACAACAAAAAGAAACGUCGUCUCUCCACUAAAGAUCAUCCAUUUGAUGUGCCAGUGAUACUAGUUGGUAACAAAGUGGACCAACAAUAUGAUCGGAUGGUGACGUACGCUGAAGGUCGGAAACGGUGCCAGGAACUUGGGUGCGUGGCUUUUCAUGAGAUUUCAGUGCGGGAAGAUGUCGAUCAGGCAUAUGCAGUAUUUAAGGAAGCGUUCACAUGCUGGAAAUCAAUGUCUAAAAAUCCAAAACUAAAACGUUCUUCUUCUGAUCACGGUGCAGAAGCACUCUUCAAUUCAGCAUCUAGAUUCAUAAGUUGGCCGUUAGUGUUUGGCGACAGCGCGUGCAGUUCAUCAAAUCGUACGGAGGACACUCCGGAGUUCCGUGCCAGGGCUUCGACGGAGGGACACAUCCGGUCGGGCGCGACGGCUUACCGGUACCUGCCCACGUUGUCAGCAAGAGGAAGUAUUUGCUGCUACUUGAAGAAAUGAGAGUCAACACCAUCGCGUGUAUACAUACACAUAGAAAUAAUAUUAUUACAUCGUAUUAUUGUGUAUUUAGCAGUAAGCUAUAUAUGUCGCGAGUGGCAUCGAUAAUAUAUUCUCUUGAUGCACAAACGCACAAUAAAAUAUACACCGACACCAUCGAUAUGUAUUGUGAAUUUUCAAUUAAACGCUAAUACAAGACGUA
Messenger RNA from Myzus persicae (green peach aphid), 2047 nucleotides. RefSeq names its product ras-related and estrogen-regulated growth inhibitor. Gene Ontology annotation, molecular function: GTP binding; GTPase activity. The transcript is spliced from 6 exons. Bases 1015 to 1848 code for a protein of 277 amino acids. NCBI's taxonomy places the organism in Eukaryota, Metazoa, Arthropoda, Insecta, Hemiptera, Aphididae. The record is from RefSeq and is a predicted model, not a curated record.